AUGGUGAGAGUUUUCACAAAGCUUUACCAGGCAUUGGGAUUUCAAAGGUUCCUUGCCGAAACCAGUGAUUUCGAAUCCGAAUCCAUCUCAAAAGCAAGACAUGAUUAUAACGGUGGUGAACUCACUUUGCCAAACCUUGCUGAUCGUAGCAUUAAUAAAGCACAUGUUGCAGACGAAAAUUAUAGUUCUUGGUUGAAUGAACACCCUUCUGCAUUGAGCUCGUUUAAAGAUAUGAUGAGUGCCACGAAAGGGAAGAGGAUCGCCGUGUUUUUAGAUUAUGAUGGUACCCUCUCACCCAUUGUAAAUGACCCUGAUCGUGCCUUCAUGUCUGAUCGGAUGCGUUCUGCACUAUGCGAAGUUGCUAGGCACUUUCCAACGGCUAUAAUUAGCGGGAGGAGCCGAGACAAGGUAUAUGAAUUUGUAAAGUUGGAUGAGGUGUACUAUGCUGGGAGUCAUGGGAUGGAUAUAAUGGGACCACCCAGACAAUUGAACUCUUAUGAUGGCAAGUACCAAACUAGAGCCCUUGAUAAUAAGGGAAACGAAUUUCUUAUCUUUCAACCAGCACAAGAGUUCUUGCCAGCAAUUAAAGAGAUGUUAAUUGAAUUGGAGGAGAAAACCAGUAGAAUACAAGGUGUCAUGAUAGAGGAUAAUAGAUUCUGCAUCUCUGUACAUUACCGACAAGUCCAAGAAGAGGAUUACAGCAUAUUAGAAGAAAUAGUGCACUCUGUGCUUGUGAAGUAUUCAUGCUUUCACUUCACAAUGGGCAAAAAGGUUAUGGAAAUCAGGCCCUCAAUAAAAUGGAACAAGGGUCAUGCCCUGGAAUAUUUACUUGACACCCUAGGGUUUGCCAACUCCGAUGACGUCUCUCCGGUGUAUAUUGGCGAUGAUCGGACUGAUGAGGAUGCCUUUAAGGUUCUACAAAGUAGAGGACAAGGGUAUCCAAUUAUUGUAUCUUCUAUCCCAAGGGACACUGUAGCUUCAUACUCUCUCUGUGACCCAUCCGAAGUGCUCUAUUUCUUGAUACGUUUAGCAAGAUGGAGAGAGAGCUCUUCUGAUCAGUAACUCGAUUACUCUUCUUUUUUAAAAUCUGGGUAUUUUUUUACAACCAGAUGUAUGUUGAUCUUGUGUACAUAGUUUAUAUUUACAUGAGUAUGGACGGAGAGUCUAAAUCCAGACUCCCAAACAUUUUCUGAUUUAUAUAGGGAAAACGUCAAGAUAGUUAAAGGAACCAUUAGUUAUAAGGAUAGCUUGAGUUCUACAAAUUAUCAAUACCUAUUUGGUGCCUUUUUGAAUCACCAUGUACGAUGUGAUCCUCAAAUGUCCAGUUGGGGAAACUAUAUAUGUGUUCAAGUGUUUUAGUUCUUCAAUGUAAUAUUUCUUUCCUCCUUUUGUCAACAGUGCCAUUAAUUGUAUCAACCUUUUAACCUUUUUAUUGGUAAAUUUAGGCUUUUGCUAA
Molecule: messenger RNA, 1456 nt
Organism: Cornus florida
Lineage: Eukaryota; Viridiplantae; Streptophyta; Magnoliopsida; Cornales; Cornaceae
Product: probable trehalose-phosphate phosphatase 2
Exons: 8
Coding region: 1-1062 (353 amino acids)
Biological process (GO): trehalose biosynthetic process
Molecular function (GO): trehalose-phosphatase activity
Source: RefSeq, a predicted model, not a curated record